CCCCGAGGCAUGCAGACUGCUUCUACAAACAUUUGUGAAAGAAUUGGUCGCUCUCCGGAGCUCAGUGAAUUCAGGCGUGGUACUGUGAUAGGUUACCACCUGUGCAAUAAAUCCAUCUAUGAAAUUUCCUUGCUAAUAAAUAUUCCACGGUCAGCUGUUAGUGGUAUUAUAACAAAUUGGAAGCUGCAACUGGGAACAACAGCAACUCAGCCACGAAGUGGUAGGCCACGUAAAAUGACAGAGCGGGGUCAGCGUAUGCUGAAGUGCAAAGUGCGCAGAAGUCGCCAACUGCAGAGUCAAUAGCUAAAGACAUCCAAAGAUGGUGUGGCCUUCAGAUUAGCACAACAUCAGAGCUUCAUAGAAUGGGUUUCCAUGGCCGAGCAGCUGCAUCCGAGGCUUACAUCACCAAGUGCAAUGCAAAGCGUCGGAUGCAGUGGUGUAAAGCACACAGCCACUGGACUCUAGAGCAGUGGAGACAUGUUCUCUGGACUGACCAAUCAUGCUUCUCAGUCUAACAAUCCGAUGGACAUGUCUGGGUUUGGUGGUUUCCAGGAGAAUGGUUCUUCUCUGACUGCAUUGUGCCAAGUACAAAGUUUGGUGGAGGGGGAUUAUGGUGUGGGGUUGUUUUUCAGGGGUUGUUCUUGGCCCCCCCAGUUCCAGUGAAGGGAACUCUUAA
Staurois parvus is the source of this 676-nucleotide messenger RNA. Lineage: Eukaryota; Metazoa; Chordata; Amphibia; Anura; Ranidae. The record is from the annotation of a GenBank genome assembly.